Molecule: messenger RNA, 4521 nt
Organism: Paramuricea clavata
Lineage: Eukaryota; Metazoa; Cnidaria; Anthozoa; Malacalcyonacea; Plexauridae
Source: the annotation of a GenBank genome assembly
CGCAAAUGGUCAAUUAAAAGGCCUGAAAUGCGCCUUAAAAACCAUCAUUCAAAAGGCUGAACUGUGCCUUUAAUUUGUAUAAAAAUAUCUUUCCACAGUGUGAACACAUGGGAAUCUUAUAAAAAACACAAACAAAGACGAAAUACAAGAGAAACGGGCGACAACAACAGUGAGGCGUUUGCAAUGCUCGUCAGUAACGCUAUCAACGUGGCGGCCAUUCCGGAUGAGGCACAGGAAGCUCAAGCGAGUGAUAAACCUGACAUCAAGGAAACUAUUGAAGAAGUCGAGGAAAAGUCAAGAACAAAUAGGUGGGUUGGAAUAAAAUAUCGUACAUAUUGUUAAAAUACAACAGCACAGAGUAUAUAUUAUAUUAUAUUAUAUUAUAUUAUAUUAUAUUAUAAUAUAGCUCUAUACUGUGAUAAUACGCUUGCAGGGGCUAUAGUAUUAGGGUCUGCAAAAUGCUAUUUCAUGCAUUUUAGACACAUUGUAUGAUAAUCUGAAAGCCACAUAUUUGGUAGAUGAAAACAUGAAGUUACUCCCCAGUUUCUCCUCAGAUUUGGAAUAAUGACUGAAUUGGUCCUAAUGCAUUUUCAGCACAUUUUCAGAUAUCUCAAUAACACUAAAAUAAACUCCUUCAUUCACUCAGUAUAUCCACCCACUAAAUUAUGUCCAAAGUCCCACUUAAAUGAGAAUCAGAGUUGAUGACAGUUGCAACUCUCGUUGUGAGAAAACUCUCACGCAAACUCUUGCUUCUCAACUCUCACACAAACUCUCAUGCAAACUCUCGCUUCUCAACUCUCAUGCAAACUCUCGCUUCUCAACUCUCAUCAACUCUCAUGCGAACUCUCACUUCUCAACUCUCAUCAACUCUCUCAACUCUCAUCAUCGUUUGACCAGGGCUUAAAUUAGUUCCGUUCUUUCAAAUACCCAACACAAACAUACGGUUUGACGACUGACUCGUGAACAACACACAUCCUACCGUAGGCCAUCAUAGAACAGCUCACACAACUUUGCGUUUAUUCAUUCCCCAGUAUUUUGAUCAAUCGGGAUUCGGAUCAUAUCCGUAACAGCCGUGGUUCCAAAGUCCUCUCGUGGAGCGAUAUCUCGACGACCAAACCUGUGGAGGAAGACGAGAAUUCAAAGAAAAGAACAAAAAGUGAAACGGAAUUGAAAUCUUUACCAAGAGGAAGUGGAGGGUAAGACGACGUCAAACUUUGGCUGAAGUAAUCUCAAAUUCAUAAAUAAUCAAUGAGCGGUAAACAACGGAAGGCAAUUAGAUAUACGACCUUAAUUUGCACAGAAUUUCGUUAACUUUUCAUCUUAAAUUUCUCUUAAAAUACUGAAUGUUUUGUGAAUCUGAGAGGUCAUAUCAAUUCCGACUAUUCCGCUACCAGAUAUCCAGACCUUGCUGAUAGUUUAUCUAGAUGCGGCCGCCUUAUGGGUAGACAGUAUGGCCAUGCACGCUGUACUUGAAGGCAAUUCAUUCCCUUGCUAAAUGACUUCAAAUAUCAUCAUAUGACCAUGUACUUGGCUACAAUGAGGCAAAUAGUGUCCCUUACUUUGCCAAGAAAUAACAACAAAGUGUUUAAGUUUCUCUUCUUAUUUUUCAGGUCAAGUCAUAUUCCCGCAAUUGUCGUAAGUCAACCAAGUAUAGAAACUGAAGAUGAUGAAUCCGAAGCUAAUGAUACAGAUAGGUAUAACAUUUAUCGGAUACGAUUUUAAACAAUAACUAAUAAGUCAAAAACUCUCAAGAGAAACUGCAGUUGUUCAAAGGUGGGUUAGCGCUAACCCUGGGUUAAAAUUUAACCUGCUGUUUUAGUUUAUGUAUUUCUGCACUUCUGUUUAGAAGAAACUUCAGAGAAAUAAACUCCUAUCCAUCCAGACAAGAUUUCUAAAGAAACAUUCCCAACUCUAUAAACAAGCUGCCAGGAAGUUCGCUUUGAAUUUUAGGUUAACCUAUAGGGUUAGGCCGAUCGGCUUUCGAACAACCAGCCCUUGAAUAAUAGACUGUAGUGUUUAUUGCACCGUUACCCUAAUGCAUGGCCUCGUUUUCGUGUAGUUACUUUUUCCUGUUUCGUGCACAAUUGUUUAAAGAUAGGCUGGUGAUUGGGAUCAAGGAGAAACAUAUUCGUAAACUUCAUGUCAAAAAUUACGGUUGCCAUAGAAGAUUUUAAUUCCACACAAAACAAUAGACACUCGUAAAUGGUUAACAUUUUCAUUCUCUACGUUUCGACUAUUACUUUGUUGUCGUCUUCAGAAUGCCACGUUUAAAAGCAAACUACUUAUAAGAUCGCAAGCAGUGCAAGUAACUCUCAAGCAAGGGAGCUUAUAAGUUAUAAAUACUGAUUGGAUUUUAGAAAACGUGGUAUUCUCCUGAAGAUGACUCCUUUCAUGUGCCGCAUAAGUAGUUGCUGGUGCAUUAUUUUACAGGACCAUGGCUAGGGUAGAUUCUAGGGUUCAAGGUUGAUAUCUUAUAACAUUUUUCAAUGUUUUGUCAUAGAUUAAUUAAAGAUGACAAUGACAGUCCUAAGAAACCAAGUGAAGAGCCAAAUCAAGAUAAGAAUGCCACAACAUACAGCUGGUAGAUAGAUAAAUGACAAGAAAUUUAUGUAAAUUAAACGAAAGUGCCAAAACCAACAAAUUUUUCUGUUUUUAUUAUUUAGUUCAGAACAUGUUAAAGAUAUUUUGAGAGAAAGUUAUGGCGACGAAGUGGAAGAAUGGUUUCAAAAACCGAAGAAAACGUCUUCACAAGGUAAAUCCCAUCUAAGCCCAGUUUCAAUUUGGUUUCUCCUGUCGCGAAUAAAUCAUGGUCUCGAUCUAUCUUGUCUUUACACCAAUGCCUUUGAGCGACCGUGCAAAUGCCAUUUAGCUCUAUAUAUGUCUGGAGUAAGAACCUCAGCCAUUCGGCCGAUGAGAAAAGUGAUUGAUAAAUAGAUAGAAGAAAAACUUUAUUUAGGCACGCUAACCACUCCAACAAAUGCUGAUAGUACAACAUUUGGUAAAAAAAGGUUAACUAUUUACAGAGUGUCAAAUUAAUGUGCAAUUUACAGUACAGUGAAGCCAAGACGGCGGGGAUUGACGUCCAAAAUCUAUGUCUAUGACUGAUCGUAAGCAGUUUUUAUGUACUAUUUAAUAAACGAGCAGGAGUGUUUUAUUAGGUUUAAAGUCACGAGCGCGCAGCGCGAGUGGCUUUAGACCUAAUAAAACACGACCUGCGAGUUCAUUAAACGGCUUCAAACACGACUACAAAUUUACUGCCUUAUUAGUAUUCUUUAUAUAAAAAAUACUAAUGAGGACACGACCACAAUAGAUACUGCCUUAUUAGUAUUCUUUAUAUAAAGAAUACUAAUUAGAAGUGUUUUAUCAGGUUUAAAGCCACUGCACGUGACAUAUUAUGGUUGACAUGAUUUGCCAAUAAGCUUAUGAAUUAUUAAUGAGUGUUUGAAACAUUGUUAGCAGUUCAUAAAACUGAUAACUCAUAAAACUCCUUGCAACCUUGUGUUAGCCGCGCAGACAAAGCAAGAAAAAGGGACUGGACGUCAAUUUCCGCCAUCUUUGGCUUAACUUUUUGGACGCGAGUUCUCGCUCCAGUUAAAUAUGGAGCUCACAAAACCCGGUUUAACUUGUUAAAACUCGUUUAAGUGAAGCUCGCCCCAGUUCCCCACUCUAAACUAACAGUACUCAUUUCUCCUUCCGUUCAGACAAUCUAGAACAAGCACCAGAUUCCAACGUCAAGUACCAAGCCAUCAAGACUGACGAAGAUGAAGAUAUAGACUGAAUACUUGUGCGCAAAUCAUAAUGUUGGCGCAAAACACUAAUUUAUAGACCGAUGCUUAACGCGCAGAUCGCGCAGUUGGCGCUAUAGAUUAUAUAUGUAUAAUCGCAAAGAAAUGCCCAGUUUUGAAUAUUAUUUGAGAAUGCUCGCAAUAGAAUCCUCAAUAUUUUGAGCAGCAAUACGGCAACAUUUAAUCGCAUAAAAUAUACCGUGGAUUAAACCAAGGUCCGGUUGUAUCAAGCCCGUUUAGCUUAAACGGUAGUUAAGCUCAAAAUAGAAAACAAGUCUAUACACUCAUUCAACAACCAAACUAAAAGUUUUGAGCCUUAAUAGAACGAUAAUGUUUACAACUACAUAUUCAGUGCACAAUAUUUAAGUUGACUGAUUCACGAGAGAUAUAAGAGUGUUAUUUAAUUUUGACUUAUCCACCGUUUAAGCUAAACCAGCUUGAUAUAACUGGUCCCAAAUGAGGAGAAAAAUUUGGCUCAAAAUAACUCCACCGUCGAUAAACUCCCUGAAAUUAAGAGUGAAUUUAGUAGUUUAGGCGUAUUUGAACAUUUUGUCAGCCUGAAUGAAGUAUUUCUUAAAAUAAUUAAAAAUCCCAUACCACUUGUUGUCCACAUUUUAUGUGUCAAGAUAUGGAGGCCAAUCUACAUCCACGGACUAGAAAUAUAAAAUAUUUAAAUCAUGAUACUGUACCGAACUCUAUCCUCAAAAUUCAAGAGCCGCGCUGUUUGUGAGUUAGG